Exophiala viscosa is the source of this 3129-nucleotide messenger RNA. RefSeq names its product disintegrin and metallo proteinase domain 8. Gene Ontology annotation, biological process: cytoplasmic microtubule organization; meiotic cell cycle; spindle assembly. Gene Ontology annotation, molecular function: gamma-tubulin binding; microtubule minus-end binding. The record is from RefSeq and is a predicted model, not a curated record. Gene Ontology annotation, cellular component: centrosome; mitotic spindle pole body; spindle pole. NCBI's taxonomy places the organism in Eukaryota, Fungi, Ascomycota, Eurotiomycetes, Chaetothyriales, Herpotrichiellaceae. The transcript has 2 exons. The coding region runs from base 109 to 2832 and encodes 907 amino acids.
CACCAGUGACGAAGACGAGGAUGUACUCUGAGUCGACAUACCUUGUUACGCUGCUUGGCCGAGACAAUUCUGCUCAGAUGAGGCAAAGAAUGAGGGCGCAUUGCAGACAUGACAUCUCUGCAUUACAGAAGUGCUUCAGCCACGGACCGACGUAGCACGCACUUUUCCACCCGACCCUCACGCGUCAACUCAACUAGAGCCCGAGACUAUGAGAAAGCCUCAGCCCGAGACGGUGACUCACCGGUGUUUCCUGAUGGAUACAGCGACGCGCAGGACAGAAGCGAGCGCAACAGAAACGAGAAGAGGUUCAGUGGGCUCGAUCGCCGCAGGGAGAAAGCCACUAUCACAACAACGGAGACACUGUUUACGAGGCGUAGUCCGAAGAAGGAGACAUCUGCGACUGAACGUCGGAGAAGUGAAAGAGUUCAACCCCGAACGACAGCCAGCCCUGUGCCAAAGAUUCUACGUAAAGAGGAGAGCAUCCCACCAUGGAAUCCUUCCGUAUCCUUGAUCCCUCACUCUUCUGCGCCGCUCGCCUCGCGAGUGACGAAACCGCCCUUGGCCCGUCAUGCACCGUCGGACCUAGGACCCAGCCCGCUGGCGGCGAUGACAAUGCAGGAGCAGGAACAAGCAAUACUGGACGAUUUGUUAUAUGUCUUCAUGGGUUUCGAAGGACAGUACAUCACAUUUGCCGAUAGCUACGAUCCUUCCGAAGAGAAGCAGCGCUUGUGCGGGCCUUCAUUCGAGCCUGUCCCAGGGCUUGACCCCAGCUUGAAGGACCUGACAAGUUCGAUGCUGUCCAUGGCUACACAUCACUGUGCGAUAGAGGCUUUCAUUGAAGUCCAAAGUCAAGAGGACUUUGGUUCAGUCAAUCAUGCCCUUUGUGCAGCAAUCCGCAAGAUCCUGAGAGACUAUCUUAUCCUGGUUGCGCAAUUGGAAACGAAAGUCCUGACCGACCCUGGGUUCACAUUACACCAAAUGCACAUCGCGAUCAUGCCUACCGCGCAGUGUCUGGCACAACUAUACUCACUUGCACAGGAGUUGCUGAAGAAGAAUUCGCUCCUAGAUGAGGAUAUUGACGAUUCAAUUGAUGACUUCGACGCAGAUAACAUCAUUGAACGGCUGAAAGAAGGUGGUGAUCUAUUGCCGGGAAGUUUGAGCAAGAAGCGAUGUAUAGGCGGGAACGUUCUGGGACUGCUAUCAAAUCGACUGUCAACGUUCUCGGGAGAUCCAGCCGCCAGAGCAAUACUCGAAAUGCUGCUGCGGGAGUCCAGCCGGCCAUAUAUGGUGAUGCUAAAUGAAUGGCUGCACCACGGAGGUAUCAAUGAUCCUCAUUCAGAGUUUCUGGUUGGGGAGAGGGCCAGCAUCAAGCGUGAACGCCUCGACGAAGACUACACUGACGAGUACUGGGAGAAACGGUACCACAUCCGUGACAAAGAGGUUCCGCCACAACUUGAGUCGGUCAAGGAGAAGGUGCUAUUGGCAGGAAAGUAUCUCAACGUGGUCCGUGAAUGUGGUGGAGUCAACAUCAGCAGCAAGAUUGUCGAUACUCCAGCUACAUUUGAUGAUCCUCGCUUCCUCGACAACGUAAAUAAUGCGUACUCGUUCGCAAACAAAGAGUUGCUGCAUUUACUUCUGACGAAAAAUUCACUUCGAAGCCGACUUCGAUCGAUGAAGCACUAUUUCUUCCUGGACAAGGCGGAGUUCUUCCUCUACUUCCUCGAAUUGAGCGAUUCGGAGCUACGAAAAAAGCAUCGAGAUGUGAAUGUUGGAAAGCUACAAUCUUUGUUUGAUCUCGUACUGCACCAACCUGGUAGCAUUGCAGUGGCGGACCCUUUCAAAGAGGACGUCAAAGUCAAGAUGAACUCCAUCGGCCUCACUCAAUGGUUGAUCAAGGUCGUCAAUGUGCAAGGAAUGGAUCAGGACAAUCCAGACUCUGUGAUGGAACAGUACAAAACACCAGCCCCAGGGCAAGGCUCUACCACAGACAAACUUAAAAAGGACAAGAAAGAGGAUGAGGAGAAAGAUAUUAUUGGGUUCGAAGCCCUCGAACUCGACUACACGGUUCCCUUCCCACUAUCCUUGAUCAUCAGCCGCAAGACUGUUAUGCGAUAUCAGCUGAUAUUUCGGUACACUUUGGCUCUUCGACACCUUGAAACACAACUCGUUGGAUGUUGGGCGACGCACACAAAGGAGAGAGCAUGGAUCCACAAAUCCUCAGACAAGAGAUUCGAAUUAUGGAAGCGUCGAGUCUGGACGUUGCGAUCUCGUAUGCUGAUAUUCGUCCAGCAGAUGCUCUUCUUCGCAACGGCGGAAGUCAUUGAGCCCAAUUGGCAGAAACUGAUGGCCAAGGUUGAUGAUGCCGAGCGGGAAGACGUUGGGGAGUCGACAAGCGGACUCGGGACCAAGUCGAAACCAACGGUGGAUGAAUUGAUGCAAGAUCAUGUCGACAUGUUGGAUUCGUGCAUGAAGGACUUAGGCCUGACGCAGGCCAAGUUGCUUCGGCUUCAUGCCAAGUUGAUGACGGGCUGUGGCAUGUUUGCCUCAUAUGUCGAGUACAUCACAAAGUCCAUUUACGAGGCGGACACAAGCAUUCAAUCGCAGCCUGGGAAGGGCAACGCAAAAGCAACUAAUCCAGCACCGACUGACCCAGCGCGGAUGAAGAGGAUCGAGGAGUCAAUCCGGAAGUAUGAGGAGCACUUCAAUCGACACCUGAAGAUCCUGAUUGACGCUCUGAACUGGUUUGCCACCACGGAGACAGUGUCGCUGCUCAGUCUUUGUGGACGCUUGACGAACGCCGAGGUCCAGAAACGGGAUGAUUUGUUUCUGUAAGUUGCUGGCAGUGUGUUGUUGAUGACACCGGACUUCACUGUGUCUUUCGUAUGUCCAGCGGCUGUGAAGUGUCUUUGUUGAUUAAUGGAGUGACGACCUUGAUGAUUUGUAUGAAUAGUAUCACAGCUAUUGUCAGGAUACCCCAGAUCAGGACAAAUAAUCUUGCUUGAUCACGAUUGCCUCCUUCCAAUUGUGUUUGUUCCUUCCUGCCUCACCCGGGUUGAUCCCCUGCAUCACUGUUGAGGGCGGUCAGGGUAAAAAGUACUUCGCCAAGGCAGUCCAUCCUGCGCGAAUUUG